UAGUUUUGAAGGCUUAUUUUACGUAACGGGUAUUGGGUGUUUGGUUUGGGGUGUAGAUUUGGUAGAUAUUCAUGUGUUGUCCAGUGCAGGAAAUGAUUUUUAUCUUCGGCUUGCUGGUUCAGAACUGAGUAAGUCGGGCAUGAAUUUAUUUUAAGUUUAUUUUGUGUUAUUUGUAGCUUGAAAUCAAGUAUGUUCGAACUUCAGAUAACAAGAAGAAAAAGAAAAAUACGGUAGCAAUUGUCGUAGGGAUAAUUGUCUCAGCAAUGGUUGUUUCAGUGCUAUGCAUCUACCUAGUGAUGAAGUACAGAAAAAGAGUUAAAGAUUUCAUUGAGUUGCAAAACAGCCACAGUCAAGGAUUAAAUGACCAUUUUAGCAGUGUAUUUGAAAUCAGAGAAGAAGAUCAGGAUGGAAAGAGCAAAGGUUCACCUUUACUUAGUUUUGAUUCGAUUGUAGCAGCAACUGAAAAUUUUUCUCUCCAUAAUUUGCUUGGCAGAGGAGGAUUUGGUCCAGUUUAUAAGGGCACAUUGCCUGGUGGGCAAGAAAUUGCUGUAAAAAGACUGUCAAGGAGUUCAGGACAAGGCCUGGAGGAAUUCAAGAAUGAAGUUAUCCUAAUAUCCAAGCUACAACACCGGAAUCUUGUUAGACUCUUGGGAUGUUGCAUUCAAGGAGAAGAAAAGAUACUGAUCUAUGAAUACAUGCCAAAUAGAAGCUUAGAUGCAUUUCUUUUUGAUACAAACAAGAACAGAUUACUAGAUUGGAAAACACGAUACAGAAUCAUCCAAGGCAUUGUUCGAGGGCUCUUGUAUCUUCAUAGGGAUUCCAGGCUCAGAGUAAUCCACCGAGAUCUCAAAGUUAGCAAUAUAUUGUUGGAUGAAGAGAUGAACCCCAAAAUAUCAGACUUUGGCAUGGCAAGGAUUUUCGGGCGUGAUGAUAACGAAACAAACACAAAGCGGGUUGUUGGUACAUAUGGUUAUAUGUCUCCAGAGUAUGCAAUGCAAGGUGCAUUCUCAGUGAAGUCAGAUGUCUAUAGCUUUGGAGUACUGCUUCUUGAGAUUGUUAGCGGAGAGAAAAAUAGCACAUACGAAAAUCCUGAAUUCUGUCUUGGCCUCUUACCCUAUGCAUGGAAGCUAUGGAAUGAAGAUAACGUUAAGGAUUUUAUCGAUCCAUCUAUAAGGGAUUCAUGCCCAAUAAGUGAAGUAUCGAGAUGCAUACAUGUUGGUCUAUUGUGUGUACAAGACCAAGCAUUGGAUAGGCCAACUACGUCACUGGUUGUUACAAUGUUGGAUGGUGGAAGUAGUGGACUUGGCUUGCCGCGACAACCAACAUUUGCUGCAAAGAAAACACCAAGUGAAACUGAUACAUCGACAUCUGAUCUUAAACGCUCUGGUCACGUUUCAUUCACUACACUAACAGGACGAGACAGUUUGGUUUCAAACCUGACGGCUCUUUUGCCACUUUCUCACUUCCAUUAUUUUCAACACGCGAAAGAAAUCAUUAAUGUUUACCGCACUUUCAGAAAACAUACAACAAAAUCUUCUCUCUCUCUCUCUCUCUCUCUCUCUCUCUCUCUCUUAAUAGAUAUAUCAGCAAUUACGGAGGCAAUAUCCCCAGUUAAUUUCUUCAAGCUCAUGACACCAAUGAAUUCUCUCUUGAUCCUCCUCCCUCUCUUCUCUCUCUUCCUAGCAUCACAAUCCACAGACACGUUAGUCCCAGGCCAAUCUCUAACUGAUGGCAACACCCUCAUCUCCUCGGGCCAAAUCUUCGAACUGGGCUUCUUCAGCCCGCAGAGCUCCGCAAACCGUUACAUCGGCAUCUGGUACCACAACUUCUCCACUGACACUGUCCUCUGGGUCGCCAACCGCCAGGUUCCGGUCCUCGACAGGUCUGGCUCCCUGAAAAUAUCCACAAAUGGAAACAUGAUCCUCGUCAACGGAGAGAACAAAACUCUCUGGUCAUCGAACAUUAGCACCUCUACAAGUUCCGACGAGAUGACUGUCCAGUUAUUAGACAGUGGAAAUCUCCAGCUUACCGAUUCGUCAGAAGUCAUGUGGCAGAGUUUCGAUCAUCCAACUGAUACGUACUUGCCGGGUAUGAAGGAUGGGCUAGAUUUACAGACUAAUGUGAACCAACUGUUUACAUCGUGGAAGAGUCGAAGCGAUCCUGGAUUAGGAAACUACUCGAUGGGCAUUGAUCCCGAUCGGUCGACGCAGAUAUUUAUAUGGGAGGGGACGAAACCCAGGUGGCGGUCUGGGAGAUGGAAUGGGCAGGUUUUCAUUGGGGUUCAGGGGAUGGUGGCUAUGUAUAUUUAUGGGUUUAAGCUUAGUAAUUUUGAGCAGGAGGGCAAGAUGUAUUUUUAUUAUUCGGCGUUUAAUGCUUCGCAUAGGUAUGUUAUGACCUGGGAGGGGAUUUUGAAGCAUAUGAUCUGGCAGAAUGAUACUCAGGAAUGGUAUCAGUACUGGGCAGAACCAGUACAAGAAUGUGAAUUCUACAACAAAUGCGGUAAUUAUGGCAGCUGCACCGACAGCAACAGCCCCAUAUGCUCAUGUUUACAGGGUUUCGUACCAAAAUCAAAGAAUGAGUGGAGCAAUGGCAAUUGGACGAGCGGAUGCAUCCGAAGGACGCCGUUACAAUGCGAGAGAAAUAUUAGCGACGUCAAUAAAGGAGAGCAAGAUGGAUUCUUGAUGCUACAAGGAGUGAAACUACCAGAUAUUUCUGAUUGGGAUCAAAGUGUCGUCGAAAUUGGUAAAUGUCAGCAGACUUGUUUGGCUAAUUGUUCGUGCAAGGCGUACUCGUUUGUAACGGGUAUUGGAUGCCUGAAAUGGGGUGUCGAUUUAGUGGAUAUUCAUAUGUUUUCAAGUGGAGGGGAGAAUUUAUAUCUAAGGCUUGCCGGUUCAGAGCUAGACAAGAAGAAGAAAAAUAAUGCGGUGGUCAUCAUAGUGGUAGUUGUUCUGGUAGUGUUUCUUUCUCUUGGGUGCAUAUACCUUGCUUGCAAACACAGAAAGAGGGUUGGAGCAUUCAUUAAAUUGCGAAAGGGUCAGAGGACCACGGUUCGCAAUCAAGCUAGAGAUGGAGGAUCAAAUGAGUACUCUGAUCGCGCAUUUGAACUUAGAGAAGAGGGAGAUGAUAGAAAGAACCCUUUACUAAGUUUCGAUUCAAUUGUCGCCGCCACUGGAAACUUCUCUCUAUCAAAUUUACUUGGUGAAGGUGGAUUUGGUCCAGUUUAUAAGGGUACACUUGCUGAUGGGCAAGACAUUGCUGCGAAAAGACUGUCGAGGAGUUCAGGCCAAGGUUCUGAAGAAUUCAAGAAUGAAGUUAUACUAAUCUCCAAGCUUCAACACCGAAAUCUCGUUAGGCUCUUGGGCUGCUGCAUUCAAGGAGAAGAAAAGAUUUUGAUCUAUGAGUACAUGCUAAACAGAAGCUUAGAUGCUUUUCUGUUCGAUGCGACGAAAAAAAGAUUACUAGAUUGGAAAACGCGAUACAAUAUCAUUGAAGGGAUUGCUCGAGGGCUCCUCUACCUGCAUAGGGACUCAAGGCUACGAGUUAUCCACCGUGAUCUCAAAGUUAGCAACAUUUUGCUGGAUGAAGAGAUGAACCCCAAGAUUUCAGAUUUUGGCAUGGCGAGGAUUUUUGGACGCCAUGACAAUGAAACAAACACAAAGCGAGUUGUUGGAACAUAUGGUUAUAUGUCUCCAGAGUACGCAAUGCAUGGGCUAUUCUCAGUAAAAUCAGAUGUAUACAGCUUCGGAGUACUACUUCUAGAGAUCAUUAGCGGAAAGAGAAACAGCACAUUUCAUCAUCCUGAAUCCUAUCUUAACCUUCUAUCCUACGCAUGGAAGUCAUGGAACGAAGACAACGCGAUGGAUUUUAUCGAUACAUCAAUACGAGACUCAUGCUCAUGGACUGAAGUAUCACGAUGCAUGAAUGUUGGUCUCUUGUGUGUACAAGACCGAGCAAACGAUAGGCCAAAUAUGUCGGCGGUGGUUGUAAUGUUGGAGAGUGGGACUAUUGAUCAGGCAUUGCCGAGACAACCAACAUUUGCUGCAGAAAAGAGUUCGAGUGACACUGAGUCGUCGACAUUUGAUAUGAAUUUAUCAGCUAAUGCUUCUAUUACUAGGUUGGUAGGGAGAUAACAGGUUAUAUUGAGCUGUAAAAUUUUGCAUCCUCUGUUUGUUUCUUGAUUUUUACAUGACUUUACAUGAUAUAUAUCCAACUGAUUUUACAUGA
Molecule: messenger RNA, 4224 nt
Organism: Asparagus officinalis (garden asparagus)
Lineage: Eukaryota; Viridiplantae; Streptophyta; Magnoliopsida; Asparagales; Asparagaceae
Product: G-type lectin S-receptor-like serine/threonine-protein kinase B120
Exons: 14
Coding region: 264-4130 (1288 amino acids)
Biological process (GO): recognition of pollen; protein phosphorylation
Molecular function (GO): protein kinase activity; ATP binding
Source: RefSeq, a predicted model, not a curated record